AUGUCCUUCAAUUACUUUGAAACUUUAUCAAAAGAAGCAGCGGGAAGGUAUCAGCGAAAAAUAAAUCUUCUAGGGUUAAGUAAAUGUCCAUACAAGUUUACAGCAGAUUCUUGGAGUGAAGAUCCAAGUCAGUGGCCUUCUUUAAGCUAUCACAAUCUUUAUCACUACUUGAUUAAAACUCCACGUAUCUAUUCUCCAGAAGCAAUGGAAAACUAUAAGGCAUUAGAGGCUUGGAAAUUCUUUCAAGAUGGGUGGGUCCAAACUAUUGUCCAUAUGAAAGUAUGUCAGAAUGUUACUAUCUUGAAAUGUAAGGUUCGACCUUCAUAUAGGACCACAUCUCCUAACCAUAAACCUUGGGUUGCUCUCAACUCUCUUGGUAAUGUUUUAACUGCUCACUGUGACUGUAUGGCUGGUCUUGGUGAAACGUGCUCACAUGUUGCUGCAAUGCUAUAUAAAAUUGAAGCUGCUGUUCGUAUUGGAAUGACAUCAAGCACAUCAACUGACUUGCCUUGUCAAUGGAACCAAACAUUUACGAAAAGUAUUAUUGGCUCCCCAGUUGCUCAAAUCAACUUAUAUUCUGAUGCUGCAAAAGAAAAACUUUCUAAAAAGAGUAAAAGAAAAAUGCCUAUUUCUCCAACACCUCAAGAAAAAAAUGAUUUUUUAUCAGAAAUACAAACUGUGCAGCCCAAAACUGCUGCUCUUCAUUUGUUUAAAGAUUAUGAUAAGUAG
Hydra vulgaris (swiftwater hydra) is the source of this 729-nucleotide messenger RNA. RefSeq lists its product as uncharacterized. Lineage: Eukaryota; Metazoa; Cnidaria; Hydrozoa; Anthoathecata; Hydridae. The record is from RefSeq and is a predicted model, not a curated record. Gene Ontology annotation, molecular function: zinc ion binding.